AUGCUUGUCAGCAUGGUGUUUGGCAUGUCGUUCUUGGACUUCAGCCCUUCAAACCAGCUUCAACACCUUGAGCUUUUUGCUGGGGAUUGCGCUGUAUCCCGGGCUGAACAAUGGGAAGGCCGAAAAGUUAUGGCCAUGGACAUCGCCUUUGGUGGAAGCAACAUGGACCUACUCUCCCCCCAAGGAUUCCUUGGAGCAAUCUAUCACGCAUGCAGACUCGAGCCUGGGAGCGGCGCGCUUGCUGCACCAGUGUGCAGUAGCUUUGUGUUCGUGAAUAGAGGCACUUCUCGAAGAAGUUCCAGCAGGCCAAUGGGAGAAGAGAGAUACCAAAGCGUGAGGGCUGGAAACGUACUUACGGCCAGAACAUUGAUUAUCAUGAUGAUUUGUCACGCCCUUGGAUGCUUUUGGUGUUUAGAACAACCAAAAGGGUCACUCAUGGAAGAGCUGCCAGUUUUCCAGCAAUUCCUGAAGAAAAUCCCUACUUGGAAGCAUUGCUUCAACAUGAGAGACUAUGGUGCUGCAUCCCAGAAACCCACGUGGCUCUAUGCAAGUGAGGAAAUCAUCAACGAGCUGCCUUGCUUCAAACCAAAAUGGUUACCAGAGAUACCAGCGGCCGAAAUGGUGGUGAAGUAUGUGGACGGGAGCGGCAAGGAGAGGGUGAAAG
Cladocopium goreaui is the source of this 664-nucleotide messenger RNA. The record is from the annotation of a GenBank genome assembly. NCBI's taxonomy places the organism in Eukaryota, Dinophyceae, Suessiales, Symbiodiniaceae.